Molecule: messenger RNA, 1568 nt
Organism: Populus euphratica (Euphrates poplar)
Lineage: Eukaryota; Viridiplantae; Streptophyta; Magnoliopsida; Malpighiales; Salicaceae
Exons: 6
Coding region: 207-1175 (322 amino acids)
Source: RefSeq, a predicted model, not a curated record
GGGUACCUUAGUAACAGUAUUCCCCACCUUGAUUGGAAAAUUCAGAUUCCUCGGGUACGCCGUUUAGGGUUUUUGUUUGACAGAUAUUUUUUGCGUCUUCAUCUUGUCUCUUUCAUGCCCUUCCUGUUCUCCACUUUUUUAAGGGGGGAAAAAAAACCCUUUCUUUCUGAUGGUGAUUACUGAUUAUUAGCUCGAAGCAUUUGAAGAUGACAAUCAAACAGAGGCAACAUAUUCAAAACAUUUCAAAACAGAAGAAAGCUUUGGUUUUCAAUGAAAAGAACGAAAAUUUGGGUGAAGCUGCAGAGGCAAAAUCACUCCAGAUGUCAGAUGUGCAGCAGAAUUUGUGGAAGACCCUGCGGCAUGCUGCUGCCCAUCAGCAGUAUGUUGAUAAGCAUAGCCAAUUUAGUGAACAAUCUAGACAGGUAAGAAAAAUGAAGUACAAACUAGCAUGCCUGAGUGACGAUGGGCAAAUAGACAAUGAGCAAGUGAAUGAGGAAAGUGCAGUUGAUCACCUGUUGAUUCUCGCACAGUCUGCUGAACUAAUGCUGGAAUCUGAGGAAAGCUUUGAUGGAUUGCGCAUGAAUGAUAGAAGUCAUGAAGGGUUGCAUAUUAGUCCAAUGGCUCAACAUUCAUUAGAAAAUCUUAGUGAUGCUGCAGUUACUGAUCAGAAAUAUCCUGGGAAAAAAUUUGACGUGAUGCCUGUAAUAGAUCAUGUACGAAAUAAAGAGAAUGGAUUCCGAUGUGAUGGUAAAACUCUCCGAUUAAGUCAAAUUCGAUGUCUAGCUCGAUCAAAAAGUAAUAUAUUAGCGCAGCAAAGUAUUGGGGAUUCUACACUUGGGCAAUUGCAAGGAAGAACACGGCUGACUCAAAUUCGACAUCAAGCGCGGUCCAAAAAUCAUUCACAAGUGCAAGAAGGGACAGAAAAAUCAAGUGUGGAUUUACAUAAAAGAAUUGUACGUUUGACCCAUAUACGGAGCCUAGCUCGAUCUAAAAGCAAUUUAGUAGUUCAAAAAGCACUUCAGGACAACAGGCAUGGGCAUUCUGAUUGUCAAACUUCUGAAGACGACCAAAGGUUUAGGACCAUUGCAGCAAUAUUUGGAGAAGCAGACAGCUUCCAAGCGGGUCAAAAGAUCCAAUUAGGCAAAAAUGACUGCAAGAACAGCACAUACGGAUAAGUUGUCUGAGGUGUGCUGGUUCAUGCGAAUGACUUGUCAUUUUGAAGGACAGGUUGAGGUUUUAUGAAUACAUAUUUAAGAGCAUUUCUAUCAUUAUAGUUGUUGGGAAGUUUAUAUUUUGGUUUUUCUAAUAUGUGACCUAAGGGCGCACGUUAAUUGAUAUACUUGGAAAAAUUCACUUAUAUAACUAAUUGAUCUAUUUCCAUAACCGUGGAAGAAUGGCUUCUGUAAUUUAAUAUCAUUGGGUAUGGAGAUUAAAUUAUUCCAAUUACCCUUUGGGAACAUGUUCGACAAAACCCUUUGUGUUUAAGAAUUGACAUUCAUGGGCACCAUUUUCAAUCUGUUAUUUUGUACAGGAUGUUGCCUAGAAUAUUUUAUUAUGUAUUCCCUGAA